AUAGCAUGAUUUUAUACAAGUGAGAAAGAGAGAGAUACGAAAACGAUCAAAAUGGAGUUGGAUUUCUUAUUAUUGUUUGCAAUUCUAUUAGGUUGCUGUUUGUUUGUAUUUGGGUUUCUUAGGAAAUUCAACGAGUUGUUUUAUGUUGGAUUGCUUGAGAGGGAGAUAAAAUCUCAUCUGCCUCCUGGUGACUUAGGUUGGCCUAUUAUCGGGAACUUGUUAGCUUUCCUCAAAGCUUUCAAUUCUCAAGAUCCUGAAUCUUUCAUCAAUGGUCUUAUCUCCAGAUAUGGAAAGACUGGCAUAUACAGGGCCUUCUUGUUUGGGAAACCAACUAUCAUUGUAUGUGCACCCGAAACAAGCAGGAAGGUUCUCCAAAACAUGGAAGAGCUCAAACAUGGCUACCCUAAAGCAACAUAUAUCCUAACAGGGAGAAAAGCAUUGCACAGCGUAACGAAAGAGGAGCACAGGCGGAUGCGCCGCCUAACAACAGCUCCGUUGAGCGGCCACGAGGCGCUUUUGUCGUACAUUGAAUACAUUGAAGAAAUCGGAGUAAAAACAUUGGAAGAAGUAUCCAGCAUGAAGGAACCGGUUGAGCUGCUGACAGAGACGAGGAAGAUGGGCUUUAAGGUCAUCACACAUGUUUUCAUGGGAGAGGACAGUGCUUCAAUUGUGGCAACCGUGAAUACACUCUAUACUGAUUUAAUUGGAGGAAUGAAUUACUCUCUGCCCAUUAAUCUUCCUGGUUUUCCAUUUCAUAAAGCUCUCAAGGCACGGAAGAAGCUGGUGAAAAUCUUUCAGUCUAUUUUGGAUGAGAAGAGAGCAUGUAAGAGUUAUCAAUUACCAAAUGCAAAGAAGGAUUUGAUAGGAUUGCUCCUGGAAGCAGAAGAUGAAGAUGGUGGGACACUAGAGGAUGAAGAAAUUAUAGAUUUAUUACUGUCGUACUUGUUAGCUGGUCAUGAAAGUUCAGCACAUGGAAUAUUAUGGACAGUGAUUUACCUACUGGAGAAUCCUCACAUCUUACAAAAAGCCAAGGAAGAGCAACAGGAAAUCAUGAAGAGAAGACCGAAUACACAGAAGGGACUGAAUCUAAAAGAAACAAGGCAAAUGGAAUAUCUUGCUAAGGUAAUUGAUGAGACUUUACGCAGAACAACUAUCUCUAUGGCAAAUUUCCGAGAGUCCAUUGUUGAUGUUAAGCUGAAUGGUUAUAUCAUACCAAAAGGAUGGAAAGUUAUGGUGAUGAAUAGAGGUGUUCAUUUGGAUCCUGAACUUCAUAUAAAACCUAAAGAAUUCAUUCCUGGAAGAUGGGAUAAUGAGAAACCCAAAGCAGGGUCUUUCCUUCCCUUUGGAGCAGGAGCCAGAUCUUGCCCAGGCCAGGAACUAGCCAAGCUAGAGAUCAUAAUAUUCCUUCACUAUUUUCUACUUUAUUACAAGAUCGAACGUGUUAAUCCAGAAGCUCCAAUUAAUUACCUCCCAAUACCAGCCCCUUCAGAUAAAUGCCUUGUGACGGUCACAAGGGAAGCAUCUUACCAUCUAUAAAUGACUCAUUCCAGUUUCUGUUGUGAAAAUAAUCAAUACGAAGCUUUAUAUUGUCUAAAUAAAAAAAUCUCACAUGAAUUGUAGUUUUCUAUACUUUCAAAUAUUGUAUACCCUUCCCUUUUGUAGGUUGUUUUAAUAAAAAGUUAUUUCACGCU
Messenger RNA from Ziziphus jujuba (common jujube), 1691 nucleotides. Its product is annotated as beta-amyrin 11-oxidase. Bases 52 to 1536 code for a protein of 494 amino acids. Gene Ontology annotation, cellular component: endoplasmic reticulum. NCBI's taxonomy places the organism in Eukaryota, Viridiplantae, Streptophyta, Magnoliopsida, Rosales, Rhamnaceae. The transcript is spliced from 8 exons. The record is from RefSeq and is a predicted model, not a curated record. Gene Ontology annotation, molecular function: ent-kaurenoic acid monooxygenase activity; iron ion binding; heme binding. Gene Ontology annotation, biological process: brassinosteroid biosynthetic process; sterol metabolic process; brassinosteroid homeostasis.